Penicillium brevicompactum is the source of this 870-nucleotide messenger RNA. RefSeq lists its product as uncharacterized. NCBI's taxonomy places the organism in Eukaryota, Fungi, Ascomycota, Eurotiomycetes, Eurotiales, Aspergillaceae. The transcript is spliced from 7 exons. The coding region runs from base 1 to 870 and encodes 289 amino acids. The record is from RefSeq and is a predicted model, not a curated record.
AUGCGUUCUUCUGCCAUAGCCUUGUGGCUUUAUGGCUUCCUCUUAGCGACCUUCGUCUCUGUCGUUCAUGGAGAUACAGAGCCGGACUUUAUGAGUGUGCGAAAGAAUGUAACGAAAGAAUAUAAGAGCAAAACCCACAUACCGACGGAGAAAUACUUUCGUGAGUUGAUAUCCACAGCCUUUGGCGCUUCUUUAACUGACGUGGCAAUCCCCACAGAUGAAUCUGAGUUCCAUCAUCACUAUGAUGGCCGAUUCGCCAACGAGACUCUUCCGGAGACAGAGGUCGUUCCGUACCUCUCAGCCUUGAUUCAAACAUACUUCACAGCGAUGAACGCUAUCGGUGCCGAGACAUGGAUCAUGCACGGCACACUCUUGGCCUGGUGGUGGAACCAGAAGAUAUUUCCAUGGGACAAUGACCUUGACGUCCAGAUCUCCGAAGCAACCAUCCACUUCCUGGCCGACUACUACAAUAUGACGGAGCAUCAUUUCGAUAUCCCCGGUGUCGAAGGCGGCCGCAAAUACAUGCUUGAAAUCAACCCCAACUAUGUCGUCAAAUCCACGCAGGAUACAUUGAACAAGAUCGAUGCGAGAUGGAUUGACAUGUCGUCCGGUCUGUUCAUUGAUAUCACGGCCGUGAGGAAAGACGAGGAGAAGAGGAGCCAGGGAAAUCCAGAGGCGUUGAUGUGCAAGGAUAAGCAUCACUACGAUGAGAGCGAUAUUUUCCCGCUGCGCGACAGUGUCUUGGUCAAGAUUCCAUACGCUUAUACAUAUCUACUCGAGGAGGAAUACAGUGCAAAGUCACUCACUCGGACGAGCUUUUAUGGCCAUACAUUCAAUGAUCAUACCAAGAUUUGGGAGCCUGCUGUGUGA